CUCUUCGACGCCGGGCGUCGUCCGUGUAGCGCGCACCUCCCCGCCCCGCAGUUCUCGCGAGUGUCGGUCGGUCGCGGAGGAACCCGGCGUGUAGUUCGGUGGUCGCCGACCGUGUGCUGUCAGCCGGAUCGUCAUUCGCCCACCUCUUGCCACACAGAUUGCCGCCAGCGCGAGGUGAUGGGUUCGGCCGCGUGCAGCUGCCACCGCCAGCAGAGUGACGCGGCCUGCUGACGUCACGGCAGCCAGCACUCGCAGGCGGCGUGUUGGUGAUGGCGUGAGCCUAUGGAAGCAGAGUCGGCCCCCGCGCUAGGCGAGCGUCCCGCGUCGGCGGCGGCGCAGCUGCUGCACGUGCCGUGCGAUGGCGCCGCCUCCGCCUCCGCCCCCGACACCGCGCGCGACUUCCCGCCGCCGCCGCCCCCGCCGCCGCUGACGCCUCCGACCUCGAACCUGGACCGCCUCGACAACGACGUCGCCGAUAACAACAACAACAACAACAACAACCGUGCCUCGAGUAACGGCGAUGACGAGGGACGCUGGUCGUCGACACUGUCCGAACGGACCUGCUCCACCAACAAUAACCACGAACCGAAUGCCGGCGCUGAAGAAUUUUCUACCCAGAGGAGUCUAUUGCGCCAGGCGUCCUCGCCCUCCAGGCUGGGACUCGUUGUCGCUGCAGACGAGAACCUGAACACCUACAGAAACAGCAAUGCGGGGCAACACUGUGCUGUCGGGCGAGCGCUGUCGCAGUUGUCGGAGGCGGAACUGGACCCGCUGUUUGGCAGCACUGCGGACGAAGAGCAGGUCAGACGGGAGGCCCCCAGCGAGGUGGUGGAGCGGCGCGCCGUGUCCUCCAGGUCCAGCUGGGAGGCGCCGGGCGCAGCUGCCGGCGCCGGUCCGACAGCGGCGGCGGCGGUGGCGGCGGCAGCAGCAGCAGGUGGUUGCGCGGGCGCCGGCUCGGUGCGCCGGCGCGCCGCCGCCGCCGCCGCCGCCCCCGACGCCGGCGACCCGUGGAGGCUGCUGCGGCGCCGCACCGACCCUCUGGACGCGGCGUCGCUGCUGAUGCCGCUGCCCAGGGACUACCGCGACGCGCUGUCCUCGCUGCUGUGGCAGCCUUACGACUGCCGCAGCGACGACGACGCCGCCCCCGCGCUGCUGGCGUCGUCCGCGUCCUCCUCGCCUUCGACGAGCUCCUCCGAGUCGAGCGUGGCGGCCGCGCCCCUGCUGGCCCUCCGGCGGUGGCCGGCCGCCGAAGCUGCGGCGCUGCCUUCGCUGGCUGCCGGAGCGGCGGUCGGCGGCGGCCGCGGCCGCGACCAGUUGCCGUUCGGCUGCCUCCAGUGCUGCGCCGACAGCAGCCGCGCGGCCUGCCCCCGCGACAUGUUGGUCAACGUGCCGCCCCCGCCCCAGCAGGCCACUCCGUCUACGGUCCUCGCCCCCUCGUCGUCGUCCUCCCCCCCUCCGCAGCCGGAGUCCGUCAGUGUUGUGGUGAAUAGUGGCUCGUUCCCAGUGGUGAAUGUGACGAACGUGCGGACCUUCACUUCGACCGAGGCGCAGACUGACGAUUUCGGCGACGUGCCCGGCCCGGGGGCGGCACCGGCCCCGCCGCCGCCCGUCCCGGCGCUGCCGCAGCCGCCGCCGCCCCGCGUGCCGCCCCCGGCACCCGCCCCCGCCGCCGGUCACACGAACCGCGAGCAGCGGCGUCGCGAGAGCGCCGGGGGCGGUGCCGCCCCCGCUGGCCGACGGCCCGCCGCCGCCUCCGGGGGACCGCCUCCCUGA
This is a messenger RNA of Schistocerca piceifrons (Central American locust), 1773 nucleotides long. Its product is annotated as actin cytoskeleton-regulatory complex protein PAN1-like. Bases 283 to 1773 code for a protein of 496 amino acids. The record is from RefSeq and is a predicted model, not a curated record. The transcript has 4 exons. Lineage: Eukaryota; Metazoa; Arthropoda; Insecta; Orthoptera; Acrididae.